Molecule: messenger RNA, 6314 nt
Organism: Chara braunii
Lineage: Eukaryota; Viridiplantae; Streptophyta; Charophyceae; Charales; Characeae
Source: the annotation of a GenBank genome assembly
GCGAUCGGUAAGGAGGAGAGGUGGAAUAGCUAGUUGCAGCCAGUUGCAUGAGGGAGUCGAGGGAUCAAGUAGUGUUCAUGACCACUCCGGAUCCUACGGGUAGGCCCACCGGCCAAGGGCAAGCCGAAUCGGUCGAUGCAUGUGCCUGCUGAAUGGUGGACCAGGAAGGUACUCGGAGAAGGCGGGAAGAUCUGGGAGAAGAGGGGUGGCAGUGCUCGCCAAAGGCCGGCGCGGUCAUCGCAGGAAUGCAAUAUGAAUUUUUGAAGUGACGUUUUUGGUUUUCCUUCGCGUGUGGUUGUGGUCGCAGGGCGCAAUCGCAAUCGGGGGAAUGUCAACCUUAGUUUGCUAACUCACACUUGUCAGCACCUCAAACAGCUUUUCGUUGUCGCGGUUUCGAUUGCUCGGCCUAUCGACCUCGGACACAGAUACCAUUCUGUGCGCACGCGCGUACACACAAACACACGCAGACACACACACAGAGAGAGAGAGAGAGAGAGAGAGAGAGAGAGAGAGAGAGAGAGAGAGAGAGAGAGAGAGAGAGAGGGUGUCGAUCGCUGGGCCUGUCGACCUCGGACACAGAUACCAUUCUGUGCGCGCGCACGACCACACAUACACACACACAGAGCAGAGAGAGAGAGAGAGAGAGAGAGAGAGAGAGAGAGAGAGAGAGAGAGAGAGAGAGAGAGAGAGAGAGAGAGAGAGAACGAGAAGAGGAAGAAAAGAGGAGCUUCGAUUCCUGAGAGGAGUAAGGAAGGAGUGAGUGGGGUGAAGUUGAAGUGGAGGAGUGGGAAUGUGUCUGUAGUGCUUAUCCGGACGAUACUGCCAAGUAGGAGAGCGACUGGAAAGCAGGUGGAAGAAAGAUGGAUUGGCUCUAUUUCUGGUCGCCGAGAUGGAAAAGGGGAAGGGUGCGUCUGGACAGCCUAAGAGCUCCGGCCGUGCAAUUCGGAACCCAUCGAACCAUUUACAUCAACGAUCCCCAGAAUGCCACGACGGUAACUUUCCGGGACAACUCUGUUUCAACGACGAAGUAUUCUCUCCUGACUUUCCUCCCGAAGGGGUUGUUUGAGCAGUUUCGACGAGUUGCCAACUUUUAUUUCCUCAUCAUUGCUGUAUUGUCAACAACACCGAUCAGUGACAAAAUCAUCAAUUCGAGCCCAACAGAAGUUAUGCGCUCUGGCACUUGGCUAACUGUUCCGUGGAGUGACGUUGUAGUGGGGGACAUUGUGCGGGUGAAAACAGACACAUUCUUUCCAGCAGACUUGCUUUGCCUUGCGAGCACUAAUCCAGAUGGGAUUUGCUACAUUGAGACUAUGAAUCUCGAUGGAGAAACAAACCUGAAGAUACGCAAAGCACUGGAAAGAACAUGGGAUUGCAUUGCAGCGGAUCAAGCAAUGGGCUUCCGAGGCGUUGUGGAGUGCGAGCAGCCAAACAAUUCCCUGUACACGUUCACGGGAAACCUGAUCAUUGGCAAACAGACUUUGCCGAUUACUCCUAACCAGAUCUUGCUCCGGGGGUGCAGUCUGCGGAACACAGAAUGUGCUGUUGGAGCCGUGAUCUUCACAGGGCAUGAAACCAAGGUAAUGAUGAACACAAUGGACGUGCCUUCAAAACGGAGUACGCUUGAGCGGAGGCUGGACAGGCUCAUUCUUGUGUUGUUCUGCGUCCUUUUUGGGAUUUGCUUCAUUGGGGCCAUUGGAAGCGCAUCGUUUGUCAGUGAGAAGUACUGGUACCUGCAGCUCCUCCAGGCAGAUGAACAGUAUAACCCCAAGAACCGUGUUUUGGUUGCAUUCUUGAAUCUCCUGACGUUCUUCACCUUGUACAGUACAAUCAUACCCAUAUCGCUCUAUGUUUCAAUUGAGAUGAUCAAGUUCAUUCAGUCUAAUUACUUCAUUAACAGAGACCGAAACAUGUACCAUUUAGAGACCGACACUCCGGCCUUGGCACGCACAUCGAACUUGAAUGAAGAGCUUGGACAGGUGGAAUACAUAUUUUCGGACAAGACUGGAACGCUGACGAGAAACCUGAUGGAGUUUUUUAAAUGCUCCAUAGCUGGGACAAUGUAUGGCACUGGUGAGGAGAGGUCUUCCGAUGCAAUUCAUGAGAAAGGGUUUAAUUUUGAUGACAAGCGCCUUUUGAAGGGGGCCUGGAGGAAUGAAUCGGAGUCAGAAGUCUGCAAGGAAUUCUUCAGACUGCUUGCAAUCUGCCAUACGGUCCUUCCUGAGGGGGAAGAGACUCCGGAAGGUAUUGAGUACCAGGCAGCCUCCCCUGACGAGGCCGCUCUUGUAGCGGCAGCAAAGCACUUCGGUUUCUUCUUUUACAGGCGAACUCCUAAUUGUGUCUGGGUGAGGGAGUCCCACGUUGAGAAGUUCGGGCGCAUACAGGAUGUUGAGUACGAGAUUCUCAACGUGCUUGAAUUUAACAGCACGCGAAAGAGGCAGUCGGUGAUUUGCCGUUAUCCAAAUGGAAGGCUGGUAUUAUACUGCAAGGGUGCAGAUAACGUGAUAUUCGAGCGGCUUGCUGACCAGGGGAACCGUUUUAAGGAAAUUACAAGGCAUCACCUGGAAAAAUACGGAGCAGAUGGACUGCGUACGCUCUGCUUAGCAUAUGUGGACUUGGACGAGGACGAGUACAUAGCAUGGAAUGAAAAGUUUGUGCAGGCCAAGUCAUCUUUGAGGGACAGAGAAAAGAAGAUGGAUGAUACUGCAGAGCUUAUUGAGAAGAACUUGGUUCUUCUGGGCUGCACCGCCAUUGAAGACAAACUCCAGGAGGGUGUGCCAACCUGCAUUGAAACGUUAUCAAGGGCGGGAAUCAAGAUCUGGGUUUUAACGGGUGACAAGAUGGAGACAGCGAUUAAUAUUGCAUAUGCUUGCAGCUUACUGACAAAUGAGCAAAGGCAGUUCGUUAUCAGCUCGGAGACACCUGCGAUUCGCCAAGCAGAAGAUAAAGGAGAUCCCAUCGAAGUCGCAAAAGUGAUAGAGGAAACUGUCCGUGAAGCAUUGACAUCCGCAAUGGCAGAAGCUCAGUCAAUUGAGUCAUCGCAUGAUGGGAGGGAUUUGGCCCUUGUCAUCGAUGGAAAGUGUUUGUCAUAUGCAUUUGACCCACAGCUGAGACAUACGCUUCUACAGCUUAGUAUGCGCUGUAAGGCAGUUGUCUGUUGCCGGGUGUCGCCUCUAGAGAAAGCAAAGGUGACCAAGCUUAUCAAAGAUGGUGCAAACAAGAUCACAUUGAGCAUUGGGGACGGUGCAAAUGACGUGAGCAUGAUCCAAGCAGCACACGUUGGCGUGGGAAUCAGUGGGAAAGAGGGCAUGCAGGCGGUCCUUGCUGCAGACUUUGCCAUUGCCCAGUUCCGGUUCUUGACUGAUCUGCUCCUUGUUCAUGGCCGCUGGUCCUACAAUCGCAUCUCCAAGGUUGUGGGUUACUUUUUCUACAAGAAUCUCACGUUCACGUUGAUUCAGUUUUGGUUCAACCUCUUUGCGGGCUUCUCAGGGCAGAGGUUUUAUGAUGACUGGUUCCAGUCUCUCUUCAAUGUCAUGUUCACUGCUCUCCCAGUCAUUGUUGUUGGUAUUUUCGAUCAGGAUGUCGAUGCAACGAGGGCUAAGGAGUUUCCUCAGCUUUACAGAGCAGGCAUCAAAAAUUUGUACUUCAACUGGCCUGUCUUGGCACGCUGGCUAUUCUUUGGUGUCUACCAGUCGCUGGUUUGCUUCUUCAUUCCGAUGAAGGCAGGCUGGGGUGCCAUUAAUGCGGAUGGAAAGACUUUCGGCCUCUGGGAUCUUGGCACAAUGGCUUACACUGGAGUUGUGACAACUGUGAACAUUCGCCUUGCUUUGGCCGUCACUUUCUUGACGAAAUGGCAUCAUAUUACCAUCUGGGGCAGCAUAGCAGCAUGGUAUAUCUUCGUGUUUGUGUACUGUGGAAUCCCGCCGGGUAAAGUCCUCGCAACCCAGGAUAAUGUGUAUUAUGUCAUCUUCAAUCUGAUGAGCACAGCUUAUUUCUGGCUAAUGGUUGUGUUCGUUCCCUGCGUCGCACUGUCAGGCGACUUCCUCUACCAAGGAUCGUUGACUAUCGUUUCUUGCGUGCAAAACACUGGCUUCUCGUUUGACACACCUGAGUUUGAGUCCUUCUUUGCAUCGCAGGAGGGUGUGAAGGCGCCAGCAAGGUCAUGGGAUAUUGCACAACGCGUAAGCAUGAAUAAGCGAAGAACUGGAAGGAAGAAGAAGGAGAAGGAACACCGCGGGGGAUUGAGAGAAGCACUGCCAAGAAUUCCACCGCUGAAGCACCCCUCAUCUUCAAGCCUUGACCAGACCCCUCCACCACCCGGAGGUGACAGAAAUCUGAUAUGAAGACGUGGGUAAGUAAGAGGACUUGAUGAUGUGCCCGUAGGGCUAAGUAUGGAUUUUGUAGGUAUAUGCUGCAGGAAAGUCUGGGGUGUCUCAGAGUGACAGGGCAGACAUGGAGAGGCUUGCAAAUAGUGCUGGUGAUCGGCGAUUCGGCAGCCAUCGUAAAGGACCUGACAACAGUAAAGGGGCUUUAUGACAAGCUAUGGAAGCAGAUGCCUUGUGUUAAGCUAUGGCAAUGGAGAGAGGCUCCGUAUCGACUCUGCUGGAGAGGGGCUCACAAAGCCGUGGGAGCAGAAGUUGUAGUUUAUAUCCUUUCCUGUGCAAUCCAUAAAGCCGACAUGUAGCCGCUCACACGAAUAUGAGGCGAUGGGCAGACUUCAUGAAAAACAAUGGGCAGGAACAAGGCUUCGUGAGAGUCUUCCAGAACGCUAUGGCUUCGUGAGAGUCUUCCAGAACGCUAUUGCAAUAGAGAGGUUUCAUAGAAAGCUGUGGAAGUAAAGAGGCUUUGCAGAAGUAAGGAGGCCUUUUUUAUCCUGUAAGGCUUCUGGCAAGUGCGGGGCUUUAUGAGAAGCUGCAGUUUCACAUCAAUCGUGAUGCAGUGUUUGAAGGGAGCAGGGCCUGCGGUUCCAGUGAAUUAGCGGUCUCGGUGUCGAGCUUGUUUAUCGCGCAGAGCUGAAGCACAGCGCGCCAGCGGAACGGUGUAAACAGAAGUAAGGAGGCCUUCUCGUACUGUAAGACUUAAGUGAGGGACUUUAUGAGAAGCUGCAGUUUCACACCAAUCAUGACCCAGUGUUUGAAGGGAGCAGGGCCUGCCGUUCCAGUGAAUUAACGGUCUCGGUGUCGAGCCUGUUUAUCGCGCAGAGCUGAAGACAACGCGCCAGCGGAACGGUGUAAACAGAAGCAAGGAGGCCUGGCUUUAUGAGAAGUUGCAGUUUCACAUCAAUCGUGACCCAGUGUUUGAAGUGAGCAGGGCCUGCCGUUCCAGGAAUUAGCGGUCUUGGUGUCGAGCCUGUUUAUCGCGCAGAGCUGAAGGACAACCCGCCAGCGGAACAUUGUAACGGCUGUUUGAUGCAGCGGUCAGGGUCAUCAGUAUGUUGCAUUGUUCUCUUACAGUGCUCACUAGUGUGACAUGCAUCUAGAGGCACUUGGGCCAUUGAGGUUCACAGCAAGGGAAUGAUGAGGUCUUUGAAGCUCUGUUCAGUCCACCUGUGGGCAUGAAUUGACAACCGCCUUUGCACUUUUCGGUCCACCUGUGGGGCAUGAAUUACAACCGCCUUUGCACUUUCCGGUCGCCUGCCGGGCAUGAAUAGACAAGCGCCUUCGCACUUUUACUGUUGCUUGAAGCCAUUCUGAUGCUUCAGAGAGAUGGCAGGCCAGCCAGUUGGUCACUGGCCGCUGUCUCGGCUAAUUUUUAAAUGAAAUAUAGGCAUUUCUUUUGGAGGGUUCUUGUCACUUCUUGAUUCUUGAUGGUGAUUGCAACCCACCAAAGGCUUGUGGUUAUGAAUUGACAAACCCCCUUUGCGCUCUUCCUGUGUAGCUGGAACGUGUUCCGAGAACAAUUGUGUCGAUAUGUUUCGCAUAGGCCAAGAAGUUAAAUUUUUAGACACCUUGCCGUUUGUGUCGUCGUGUCGAUUGAGUGGAAGGAGACCGCGGCAGAUUGGUAGAUCCGCAUUCUCAAAUCUGUGGAAAAGGUUGGUGAGCAGCACAAAGCCACAGAACAGUACCAGUGUUAAUAUGUCAGCGAUAUUCCUUUGUACACACGGUGAUGGCUGUCUGUUCUUGUAAUGUGAUUGUGCAAUUCUGAUGUGCAACUGUCGCAAGCUGAACGACUCCAGCACCAAGCUGUUAAUCCCAGAAGCUUGUCGCAGCGUUGAGCUUGUGAAACGCACCUGCUGACAGCUUGUGUAUCCCAGUGGUGCGAAACGCGACUGGCUUUGUGUUCCUAUCAGCCUUCCACAGUGGUAAUCAUGAGGAUCU